AUGCUUCGUCUUUCAGUCUUUACUGCCGUCGGCAUCCUUGCCGCCCAAAGCGCCGCUGCCAGCGUGAAACGCUUUGACAGACUGGCCCCUCGCCGCUUCGACAGCUCGGUGCCCUUCUACGACCACGACUCUAACACCCCUUCUGACUGCACUGUGUGGUGGAACACAGAUGACGGCCUCAGCUGUGAUACAGUGCUCACCAUCUCCGGCAUUACUAUCGGACAGUUGAGCGCAAUGAACCCUUCCACCAAGUCUUGCAACGACUGGAAGACGGACUACUCCUACUGUGUAAACACUGCUUCCGGUGUCCCCGAUCCGGCUCCGGCCCCGAACCCGGUAACCACUUCUACCCCACCGACAACCACUUCCACCCCGACCAAUCCGGGCAACGGCGUCAUCACUCCCGAGCCAGCCCAGCCGGGCAUGGUCGACAACUGCAACCGCUUCUACCAGGUUCAAAACGGCGACACCUGCAGCACCAUCGCCUCCAAGGCAGGCGUUAGCAUCUCCCAGCUUACGACCUGGAACACGCAGAUCGGCGGCGCCGCUUGCACGGGCUUGUGGGCCGGUUAUAACAUCUGCACUGGCGUCAUCGGCGGUUCUCCUACGCAGCCGGGACCCACCAUCAACCCCACGCCUCAGCCCGUCCAGGACGGCAUGGUCGAUAACUGCAACCGUUUUCACCAAGUUCAGAGUGGUGACACUUGCGCCGUCAUUGCCUCCAAGGCAGGUGUUACAGUAGCUCAGCUUGCCGAAUGGAACAAGGGCAUCGGCGGCACCGCUUGCACGGGCAUGUGGGCUGGAUACUACCUUUGCACUGGUGUCGCGGGUGGUUCUCCCACCCAGCCGGGACCAACCACUAACCCUACACCUCAGCCUAUCCAGGAUGGCAUGGUCAACAACUGCAACCGCUGGCACUUGGUGAAGUCGGGUGACACGUGCGGAACUAUCGCUUCUCAGACCGGCGUCACCGUCUCUCAGCUCGCAGACUGGAACAAGGGUAUCGGCGGCACCGCUUGCACGGGCAUGUGGGCUGGAUACUACCUCUGCACUGGCGUCGCUGGUGGCUCUCCCACCCAGCCGGGACCGACCGCUAACCCUACGCCUCAGCCCGUCCAGGACGGUAUGGUUGGUAACUGCAAGAAGUUCCACUUUGUCUCGCCCGGCCAGAACUGCGAUACCAUCUCUCGUCAGUACGGUAUCUCUGUUGGCGACUUCAUCAGAUGGAACCCUGCUGCUGGCGCGACCUGCACUGGCCUUUGGGCGAACACUUACGCUUGCGUCGGUCUUUGA
Colletotrichum truncatum is the source of this 1293-nucleotide messenger RNA. RefSeq names its product LysM domain-containing protein-like protein 5. NCBI's taxonomy places the organism in Eukaryota, Fungi, Ascomycota, Sordariomycetes, Glomerellales, Glomerellaceae. The record is from RefSeq and is a predicted model, not a curated record.